Danaus plexippus (monarch butterfly) is the source of this 4347-nucleotide messenger RNA. Its product is annotated as cytosolic carboxypeptidase-like protein 5. The transcript is spliced from 17 exons. Gene Ontology annotation, molecular function: metallocarboxypeptidase activity; zinc ion binding. The record is from RefSeq and is a predicted model, not a curated record. Gene Ontology annotation, biological process: proteolysis. Lineage: Eukaryota; Metazoa; Arthropoda; Insecta; Lepidoptera; Nymphalidae. Bases 243 to 3398 code for a protein of 1051 amino acids.
AAAGAACACCAAUAAAGUAAAUCAGCUGUUAUCCGUCAAUCGAUGUCAACAAAAUUACAUAAUUUUGUUUGGAAAAACAGUGAAGUUAUUAUUUUUUGAGCGUCAUUUUGAAAUUUUCAAAUAUGUUUAUUGACUGUUAAGUUUUAAAAGUAAAAUUAUUAAAGUAAAUGUAUACGAAAAAGUGAAUUCGAUUGGUGUAUUUUUUGUGAUUAUUCUUAGAAUGUAGCCUAACAAAACUAGUUAUGGAUCGCAAUAAUAUAAUAGAGUGCGGCGGAUUUUACUUUAUACACAAUUUUGACUCAGGGAAUUUAGGGCAUGUAGAACGAGUGCCCACAGAAUUUAUUGCUCCAACGUUAAAUCCGAAAACAAAUGUUUCGGAGACUCCCGAUUAUGAGUUUAAUUUAUGGACGCGACCUGAUUGCGCUGGCACAGAAUUCGAGAAUGGCAAUCGAACUUGGUUUUAUUUUGGCAUACAAGCCAGUGAGCCUAAUGUACAGGUGCGACUUAACUUGAUCAACCUUAACAAACAAGGCAAGAUGUAUAACCAGGGUAUGGCUCCAGUGACACGGACCCUUCCAGGGAAGCCACAGUGGGAAAGGAUAAGGGAUCGUCCAGUGCAUUCAACAGAUGACAACACAUUUACACUGUCUUUCCGAUAUAGAACAUCAGAUAAUCCGAAAGCUACAACUUUCUUUGCAUUCACAUACCCAUUCUCAUUUGCGGAGCUACAAAUAGCUCUGAACUCUAUUGAUCUUAAAAUGUUGCCAGUCCCGCCACCUCAAUCACCUGAUGAUAUAUAUUAUUGCAGAGAAUGUUUAAUAUAUUCAUUAGAAGGAAGGCGUGUAGACUUAUUGACAAUUUCAUCCCACCAUGGUAUAACAAUGGAGCGAGAGGACAGAUUAAAGAAUUUGUUCCCAGAAAAUCAGGAGAGGCCUUUCAAAUUCCAAAAUAAGAAGGUCAUAUUUAUAUCUGCUCGGGUGCAUCCAGGAGAAACUCCAUCGAGCUUUGUGUUCAACGGAUUCCUAAACUUACUACUGACAAGAAACGAUCCGAUUGCAAUCCAAUUGAGGAAACUCUAUGUGUUCAAAAUGAUUCCGUUUUUAAACCCAGAUGGUGUUGCCAGGGGUCAUUACAGAACCGAUACUAGGGGGGUUAAUUUAAACAGGGUCUAUUUGAAUCCAUCACUUCUCUAUCAUCCCACUGUGUAUGCAUCAAGGUCUCUUAUAAGAUAUCACCAUUUUGGAUUUGAGAAAGAUGAAGAUAAUUGUGAGGAUAUUAAGAGCUUUGCAUCCCGCAGCAUACAGAACAUUAGUGAAAGUGUUGAGCUGGUUGAAACGAAGAAAAAGAAAUCCCCCGGUUCCCCAAACAUCAAGGGUGACUUCAAGCGUGACAAGGCAAAGACACAACCGUCAAAGCCGUCAGCUCUGUACUCAGAAGACCACAGCAGGGACGAGUUCAGUGGAGACGCCGCCAACUUGGCCGAUCAGGUCCUCGACAUGAAGCUCCAAGAGAUGCCUUCACAAACAGACAAUAUAUCCUCGAAUCCAUCUAACGCUAACCUGGAGGAGAGUUCGUGUCUCCUCAACGAUAAUGUGCUGCGGUCGUGUCUGGGGUCUAACGUUCACCUCAGCACGAGCGAGGAACUCACUAUAAACGGCCUCAACCCCCUGAAGCCGCUGAGGGAUACUUUGAAGAACAGCAUCAGUCUACUCAUGGAGUCCAGCUCGUCCGUCGCCGGUGAGAGUAUUUCGCAGGAACUUCCUGUAGUGAAGAUGGGCUAUUGUAAAGUGUGCCGAAGGGACAGGGAGUCGAUGCUGUCCGACCUGCCAUCCUAUAGGAAUAUCGAGGAGUACGGAGAACAUCAGAGACAAAAAAUAGAUACUAAGGAGCAGAAGGUCGACGACCUUGAAGUUAUCGAGGGUUCGGUGAACGUGUUCUUCUGUACGAACUGCUUCAAGCGAUACAUUGUGACGGAGGGCAACGAGGAAAUUGCGACCGCUACGUCUUCAGGUGAUUGUGUGGAGGGCCCCCCUCUAUCUCCUAGGCCUCCGCCCCCGGAACGCCCUCAGACGCGUUCCCCCGCCGGCAGCACUGGGGACUCGUUGCCGCCAGUGACGGUCCGAAAGGUCGACAAACCUAAGUCAGCUCCUAAGUCGUCUAAGAAGAGGUCCCCGGCCGUGACCGCAGCCCCCGCCCCCUCCCCCGCCGCAGCACCCACCGUCUUGAGACCGCACAAGGACGUCGAGUCCGGCCUGUACCUUUAUAUAGAUCUACACGGACACGCCUCUAAGAAAGGCAUCUUCAUGUACGGUAACCACUUUGAGGACCUGGAGAGUUCGGUGGAGUGCAUGUUGCUGCCUCGCAUCAUGUCGCUCAACAACCUGCACUUCCACUUCUCAUCCUGCAACUUCACCGAGAGGAACAUGUAUCUGAAGGACCGUCGCGACGGCAUGUCCCGCGAGGGCUCGGGUCGCGUGGCCGUGCUGAAGGCCACCGGUCUGGUCCGCUCCUACACCCUGGAGUGCAACUACAACACGGGCCGCCUGGUGAACGUGCUGCCGCCGCCCUGCCGCGAGCCGGCCGCCACCGCCCAGCCCGCGCCCCCGCCACCCAAGUACACGCCGCACAUCUUUGAGGAGGUAAACCCGUUCCAGGUCGGGCGAUCUCUCGGAGCGUCCAUACUUGAUCUGACGGGGCAGCAUCCUAACUCGCGAAUCCCGUGCUCCGAACAUCGUAAUCUGGCUGCCGUGCGCGACUGGCUCAGGACGCACUCGAGGACCGCGCGCCCUCAGUUGACUAUGUCGAGACUGCGGCCGAAAACUUCCUCCCCGACGAGGAUGCCGUUGUUCGCGCGCUCCAAGGCCAAGGUGACGGACGAGAGGAAAGAGAACGCGUACAUAGCGGCAAAGAGCGACACGGAAAGGCGCCGCAGCCCGCCCAUACUGGCACCGCGCUCAGGGCUCGACCUCACAAACCUCAACACCAAGUUCGGCAAGAAAAACGAACCAGCAAAAUCGUCAUCACGAACACGCUACCUGGCAGACAGCGAGCCGAAACCUAAGACGCUAUCCACCAAGAGGCGCAACGUUCUCGCUAUCAGGAAACCAAAUACAAGCAAGACGCAGAUGAGCGGCAUUGUGAAGGCGAAGGCGAACCGAAGAGCCGCGGACGAUUCAGACGACCGAGCGACAUCCGCCAAGCUCGGCAAGCGAGGGUAUGUCCGUCCGGGGAGAGCGAGGCGCCAACCGACAUCCACUUCUUCAUCAGAGGCCGCCGGAGGCUCCAGCUCUUGGGAGGCGGGCGGUUCCCACGAGACAGCCUUGGCCGCUAAGAGGCGGCAGUUCCCGAACCCCGCGCCCUCACACCUCAAGAAGAUACGCCUCAAGAACGGCUUGUAGCGAAACAUACAUACAAAUACAUCUUGAAGUAUCCCAGCGAGAUAAGGCCACUGACCCCACACGCCCACAACACACUCCACAGUCGGUGAACAAACUAUCCAUUUUAUAUUACAUAGCGUAAGUAGCGACGAUAGAAUACAUUACAUAACACGUCUGGUGAGUUUUGUUUAACUUUGAUUUCAAUAUCUCAGUAUUAGAGCAUAGGAUUCAUCGGGAGACUUCGUUACUUUUAUAAAACGGAACACGUCUGUCGCUUGCCAUUAGUUCUAGGGUAUUUUUCUGGAAUGUAUUGCAUUUUAAAGAAAUUUAUAACUUUUACAAUUCAUAUUAAUGUUGUUCGCCGCGGUGUUUUAAAAGGAUAUUUUAGAACGGUAGCUCACUGUCUAGACGAUUGGGAAUAGAUAAUUGUUAGAUAUAAAAAUAUUGUAAUUAAAAUAAGACUUCAAAAGACACGAAGAAAACGUUUUAUUAUUAUUAUUAUUUAAAUUGUAAAGUAUUAUCGAACAGAUAAGUACGCUCAAGGAGCAAACGAAAAAAUGAACCGAAUGAUCUCAUUGCAAUAUAAUCAAAAUUUUUUUGGAAAAAAUAAAUAAAACUUACUGCAUCAACUAUUACUAGAAAAAAAUGCAGAAAAAAAUCGACAAGAAACUAGUGUUAAUAUUUUUUCUAUUUUUAAAAGUUGAUUACGUUUAAAAAAAAAUACAAACAUCAUUGGUGCGCGGUAAUUAGGUUAACUGAGAGUGCAAUAUUGUUGGAUUAGUUGACGAAGAUUUAUAACGCUCUUGUAUGAGGUAAAUAGAAUUUAAAAAAUAUAUGUACCUACCAUACUAAAAAUUAAACGUUGUGUAUAAAUAAAAUAUUUAAACAUAGAAAUCAUCGUCUGUAUAUUAUUAUAUGGUAAUUAUUUAUUUAUCUCAAAUAUUAAUAUAUUAAACAAUAACAAUACCGA